Messenger RNA from Peronospora farinosa, 4974 nucleotides. Lineage: Eukaryota; Oomycota; Peronosporomycetes; Peronosporales; Peronosporaceae. The record is from the annotation of a GenBank genome assembly.
AUGAACGACCCGUUUUUCGACGACGAUGACGGCGAAUUCGACGAUUUAUACGGAAAUCCCCCUCCGUCAGCGUCGUCUUCCGCUGUGAGGCAAAAACCGCGUAAUUACGAGGCUACAGAAGCUCAGCCAGUUACACCAGAUGGUCGGCCAUCUCUAUGGAGUCCUAUGGCGUCCAGUAGCGUCGUAUCCAGGUCUUACGUGCAUGAUAAAUCAGGUUUUUCGACCAGCAACACAACGGACGCAACAGACUCUGGAAAGCAGGAAAAGAGACGCAAAAGAAACAAAAAAUCACGUCACAAAACUAGUCAAGAGCUAUUUGAUGUACAGUGGGAAUCUGAUGUCAAAGCAGUCAAGUGUGGUCUCUGCAAGUCGGACUUUUCACUUGUAAGACGUAAACAUCACUGUCGUUAUUGUGGACGUAUCAUGUGUUCAGACUGCUCUUCAUUUUUGUUCUUUGAGCUUUCACGGCGGAAGCACCGAGUGUGUUCGGCGUGCAACAACCAGCUCCUGGCUGAACAAGAUGCUUACGAGCGCGAAACGAUGACAGCAGGUGAUUCGACGCUGAAUGUGGUUGCAGACUCGAGUAAUGGUGAACGGUUGGCGUCAUUAGCACGGACUUCGACGUCUAAUGAUAAUGAUGAGAAGGCACGAAAGAAACAGGAGGAGAAUUUACGCAAGGAAAAGAAAAGAAGAGAGCAAUUACAGAAGAAUGGAGUGGCUGCAAAGGGUCCAACAACAGCAACGGCGUUUUGGAAUCAAUCAGUUGGUAUCGGAAAUAAGCUGACGACAGCAGAUGGAGAAAUUAUUGACGAUGCUGACGGGGAUUGGUUUACUGAUGUGCCAGAUCAACAGAUAAGCUCUCGAAAUAGUGUUGAAGCCUACAGCGAGAAGGGCUGGAGGGAUCGUGUUAAGGAUACGUACACAGUCACGCCUACAAGCAAGCAAACGCCAGUUCCCGCACAAACAGCUCACAGCUUGCUUUCAUCUGGAAUUACAGGCAAGAGUUAUAUGUCGGAUCAAUUUCGAUAUGAUGUAAGUAGGCCGGAACGUGGGCACGAUGGUGACAUCUCUGCUGAAAUGCCUCGACCACAGCAACAGAUUGCAACAUUAGCGUAUACUGAUCGCGGUGAACAGCCCAGUGGGCUAUCCGGAGAUGGAUACUUUUCUGAGCAAUUUCAGUAUGAUGAUGUGGGUGGCCCAGGACUUGGUCACGAUGAUAAUCACUCAACCACUAUGCCUCGACCGGAGCAACAAUCAAUGACCACACCCUACAGUUACAAAAGUGUGAGACGUAGUCCAAAGCAGUUGGACGAAAGCACUUCCCAUGAGCAGGGUUUUCAGGCACGAUUCACCUUUACAGACAUAUUCAGCGCAACAAAGCGCCGGGAAUCGACAGCAAAAAGGAGGGAAAAGAAAGCAGAGGCUAGCAAUCCUCGGGCCCUAAGCAACCAAAACAUGACGCUGGAUGAAUUAAACUCAUCGUCCUCGUCACGAGAUGGAUCUUACACGCUGGCACCGACUGUGUCUACCUUGAAUCCUGAUCAGCCGACAUUUUACGACCAAGAUGCAGACGAAUUGGUCGUUGACGAAUCGCCAGGGUAUUUUGAGGCUACGAUGGAAGAGCGAGAAGCGCAGCACAAGAAAGAAGAGAGACAAUAUGAACAUCUUGCUCGCGAUACAGCAUGGGCGAAUAACUCAUUGCUGCCAACGACUGUACAUCGCUUUUCAAGCAAGCAAGAUUCAUACAGUAUCGCAAAUCCUCCAUCGCAUACUUCAAGCUCUCCUAUUGAACAUCAAAGUGGUGAUGUAAAAAAUGACACCGGAGGAAGUGAAAAGACAAAGAGCGGCUUCACCGGUGCGCUUAAGCGCUUCUUUGGUAUGGGGUCAAAGAAGGCAUCUACUCCGCCAAAAAAUCUUGCUAAAACACCGCAAGCAGCUGGAGCUGCUCCUCCAAAGAAAGACAUCGCUGAGAACUACGCUUCACCUGUAUUAGGUGCUAAUUACCAUGAUAGCACGAUUACAACCGAGUCAGUUUCAGGUGGGUUGCUACGGCGCACUGUUGCAAACUACAAUGAUGAUUAUCAAGAAAAGCCAGUUACACAAGCGAACUUUAGAAACACUAUGACCGCGCUUGUCGACUCAAACUCUCGCGUGGAGGUCACAUUGCCUUCAAAUGUUGGUGAGUCGAAGCAGCAUCACCAGAAACAGGAGCCGGAGCAUAAACGUCGAGGAACGUUCGAUGAACUUUUCAUGUCGCCAAAAGCCAACAUCGACGAUUUUUCAGGCCGGUUCAGUACAGACGGUAGGAGUAAUUGGGCUGCUCAAGAGAACACAAAUGUUGGUCAAGCAUCAUUCGGUGCAGUUGAUGUUGCUCGUUUUGACCAACGAAGGCCUGCCGACAUAUCCGAGGAAUUUGUGCCGGGAAACGGGUCCCUGUCUUUUAUUUCAUCGAGUCAGCCUGCUGAUGAUUCUACUGAGGCAUGGAGGGAAUCUGCAGCCAUGUCAUUGCUAAAUGAUAAAAAAGUUGCAUCCGAAGCAGAGGAAUCUGGUUUUACCUGGAGCAAUAUAGGAUCAUCCUCUGGACUUGGAACUGCAACAUACGCUGUGCCGACGAUCCUCCAGCCUCGUGCAGUCUACAGCGAUACUAUCGGGACUUCCACUCGAUACGAGACUCCUGCUACCCUUGGCGGCAUUAUGGAUGACUUGAAGUAUGGUUCGGUUUUGAACAAGCCGCAAGGCACGGAAUCAAUUGAUGAUUUCUUUGCCGAGUCUGAACAAACCAACAAUUACGUUUUUGACUCUACCACGGGAAGCUACGUGGCAGCUCGGGUUCCAGCACGCGUAGUGGCUCCUAGAAGAGUCAAGCGGUCAAAGUCAACAGAAUUGCUAGUGCUGGAAAAGAUUGCCCCCACAACGAGUAAUCACGGCUACAACGAUCCGUCUCUAAUUGCUGGGACAGCUAUUGCAACCAACGACAAUGGUGAAGAGGUUGAAGAUGAUGUUGCUGAAAUUAUUGUGGACAAAAUCAGCUCUUUAGAGAGCGAGCUCGCAGCAUUGAAGCAGUUGAUUCGCACUCGGAAAGGAGGCGGGGGAAGUCAGUCGCGUAAGCCACGAGUCAGUCGUAGUAUUGUAGACUCAAUUGUUCGCAAAGACAGCAUUUUUGACAACGGUAGCAGUGACGAAGAAAAUGGCGCCUCCUACACUUCGUCAAUUCGCUCAGUGGUGGAGCGGGGGAGUAAGCGAAAAUCUGGCAGCAAGAAGAAGUUUGCCAAACCACGCAAGGAUUCUUUCGCUAAUUUAUUCGAGGACAGCCCGAACGAACACAAAGUGUUUGGCGGCGCAACUAGCUACGAAGCUCUCUUUCAAACAGAAGAAAAGCUGACCGACAUAAGUAAAGAUGAUGUCAGUGACGAUGACGUAGACCCUAUACAACCACCAAAGAGCAAGACUGCAAAAUCGAGGCAUUCAAGUCGCAAAACUGACGAAGAUGUGCAUUCCAAUGAUUCUGGUUCGGAGCCAGAACUCGCGUCCUUAAAGAAGAGGCGAGGGAAAUUGUCAUCUCGGCGGAAGACGCGUGAAUAUCUGAAUGAUACGAGCUCCAACAUGGAUGAAGGAAAGCUGGUGACAUCGCCUUCGAGACUGGGUGCAAAGUUGGAGAGCACAAAUAAACAUAUUGAGGAGGAUGAUCCGAUUGAUGCUCUAUUUGACAACUCGAAUGAUCAGGAUGUGACCAAAUUGUACGGUAAGGAUGAAAAUCACGAUGGAAAGGACGAGUAUUCCGUGCUUGAGCCAAACCUUGCGCCUAUUUCAAUGAGUAAAAGUGUUUUGCGCAGUCAGAAGUCUUUAUCGGAUGCUGAGGCAAGUAGCGAAGGCUCGCAUUUCACGGUUAAUGAUGUUCCUGCAGCCUACGCACUUCCAACAGCGUUUCUUGCAGAUGCAUCGUCGAGCGGAAUGUCAGUUGGCGCGCUGGAGGAUGAGACACCAAAUUUCAGUCUGACAGAUGGAGAUUUCAAGCUCCAGCCUGUUCUCGAAAGGAAGCACAUGAAGAAGCCAGCUACUGAAGCUGUGGUCACGAACGAAAAGAAGCAACAUGACGAAGCGGACGUUCCUGCCUCCGUGAAUCCAGCACCAGUUGAUGACGCUAUACCAAGUCCAAAAGCCAAAAAGGUAGCCUUGACUGAAGAGGCAAGUGGCACAGUGAGACAUUUAUCGCUUCCCAACUUGGGACUGAUUGAAGAGCCUUCAGACAUGACCGAGAAGGUCGUAAGACAAGACGAUGCUGCUUCCGACAUCUUGUACAAGUCUAGAGACGUGGAGAUCUUGUCACUAUCUUCAUCGUUGGGUCUAAAAACGCCCGAUCAAGAAGAAGUCGGCAGCGAUAGUGAGAAUGACAACAAGGAAAUUCUCUCUGGAAAUGAUGAGGCUUUUAGUUUUGAGAUCCAGGCUCCUAUGAAGCGGUAUUCUGGUGAUGUACCGACUUCCAUUUCCAGCGUCCAAUCUGUGUCAGAGUAUAGCAAGUCGUCUCGUCCGUCCGUAACAUCGUCAGCUAAUGAUGGACCAUCCUCGCGCAACCCGUCGAUAGAUAGCAAUCUCGAUGACCCUGAGGAUACUACGGUAGAUGGCAACUCAGUGCUAGGCAAAGUUGAGCUGCAAGCAUUCGACACGGAUUGGCAGCAAAUGCAGGCGGAGGAGAAAGAGCGCAAGAAAAGACUGCAAGUCAAGCAGCGCCAAGCUCAGCGAGACAAGCUACUACGAAAGCAGGGUGCAUCCACAAAAUCUCUCUCUGGUAGCAAUGCUACGCAUGGCUCAAGCAAAAGCAAGUUAAAGAGCGGCAAGAAGAAGAAAAAAACCAAAGAGAAAGAUGACGUAACUUCAUCCUCUUCACAUCACACGAAGAGCGGUUCGUCACGAAAGCACCGCCGAGAUGCCACUGAUAGUCGAUCCGAGCCUCCACGCUUAUUAACAGAACUUUGA